UACUCGAGCGUAGGUUGUAUUCAUGCGGCAAAUGCAAAAGGCCGACUGCACAUUAUUUGACAUUUCUUCUGGGUUCGGCAAACACCAACUUUUGCGGUAUACGGAAAUUAUUCCUUUUUCAUGUCCAAAAACAAACCAAAAGAUCCGUGCAAAGCAGCAGCUUGUAAAAUUCAGACCUGUUUGAGAGAACACAGCUACGACGAGGUGAAGUGCUACGAUGUCAUCGAAGACAUGCGGCAAUGCUGUCUGAAGUGGCAUAAAGUAUCGCUGUGCUGUUCCGGCAUCCAACUUGAUCGUGAUUACAAAAUCGAAAAGGAAACCAUUCUUCGAGAAAGAGAAACUGCCCGCAAGAGCAAUGCACACUGAUCCGAGACGACCGCUGCGAGUUCCGAAACGUAAUUGGUUUCAGCGUAAUCCACGUCUGUACAGCAAUCUCAUAACCGCCUCCGCCCUGCUAAUAUUCUUUUCGAAACCUCUGUACGACGCUUUUAUUGCCGAACCG
This is a messenger RNA of Anopheles moucheti, 502 nucleotides long. Its product is annotated as cx9C motif-containing protein 4. The transcript is spliced from 2 exons. Gene Ontology annotation, cellular component: mitochondrial intermembrane space. The coding region runs from base 121 to 366 and encodes 81 amino acids. The record is from RefSeq and is a predicted model, not a curated record. Lineage: Eukaryota; Metazoa; Arthropoda; Insecta; Diptera; Culicidae.